UCUCAUCGUUGACAUUGAUUGCUCUUUGACAUUCUUUUGUAUUUGGCGCUUUUUUAUCGAGCACUUGACUCUUGAUUUUGUCCCGCUUCAAGAUACCCAUCCAUCUUCAACAUGCUUCUAAUGUUGAGAUACACACUUCCAGCGCUAGCCUCUCUGUUGAUGGCCAAUUCAGCAGUGGCUGCGGUCAUUGGGAACGCGCCUCACAAGAGAGCUGCCUGCGAUGGUAACACAGCGGACGACCGUGGCAGUUGGUGCGAUUACUCGAUCGACACUAACUGGUACGAUGAAGCCCCUGACACUGGCGUCACCCGUGAGUACUGGCUAGAGCUUGUUGAGACCGAAGUCGCUCCAGAUGGUUUCACUCGAACAGCCAUGACAGUGAACGGCACCAUUCCAGGUCCAACCAUUACAGCUGACUGGGGAGACGAGCUCGUCAUCCAUGUGAUCAACAAUCUUAGCAUUAACGGGACAUCUAUCCACUGGCACGGACUUCGACAGAAUUACACCAACCCCAAUGACGGCGUCGUAUCGGUCACACAGUGCGCUCAAGCGCCCGGAGAUUCCUUCACUUAUCGUAUGCGAGCUACCCAGUACGGCACCACUUGGUACCAUUCCCAUUUCUCGCUCCAAGCCUGGGAAGGAGUUUUUGGCAGCAUCAUCAUCAACGGUCCGGCCACCGCCAACUACGAUGUGGACGCCGGGCCAAUCAUCAUUGCUGACUGGUUCCACGAGACGGUCUAUUCUUUGCAACAGCAGGCUGCCACGGGGGCUAUACCAACCCCCGACAACGGUCUCAUUAACGGUACCAAUGUGUUCGGUGACGACGGUGCCGACAAUCAGACCGGUUCACGCUUCGAGCUCGACUUCGAGCCCGGGACCUCGUACCGGCUGCGCCUGAUCAACGUUGCCAUCGACAGCUUCUGGAAGUUCAUGAUUGAUAACCAUACUUUGACCGUCAUUGCAAUCGAUCUUGUCCCAAUCGAACCAUUCACCACAAACAUCGUGAGUAUCGGUAUCGCCCAACGGGUCGAUAUCAUCGUGAAUGCAGACCAAAGCGACGUCGCCAGCGACUUCUGGCUACGCUUCAUCCCUCAGUCGGCCUGCUCGGCGAACGACAUGGCCGACAAUAUCAGAGGUAUCGUCCAUUAUAGCGGUUCUACAGGGACCCCGACCACGAGCGAGUAUGACUUCGAUGAUGACUGUCUUGACUUCGACAUGAGCCUCCUCGUCCCGCACGUUGCUCUUGACGUGCCCGCGGCUCACUUCUACGAGGAGAAGGAGGAUGUCGGUUUGUCUUUUGCCGACGAUGGUACCAUCAAGUGGACGAUCAACGAUUCUUCGCUCAUGGUGCAAUGGGGCGACCCUACGGUGCUGCAAAUCCUCAAUAACGACACCGACUUCGAUACAUCACAGAACCUUAUUCGACUCGACGAGGCCAACGAGUGGGCGUACAUCAUCAUCGAGACGACUCUCGGCGUUGCUCACCCGAUCCACGUCCACGGUCAUGAUUUCUAUCUUUUGGCCCAGGGUGAUGGUCUCUAUAAUAGCAGCGAGACUUCACUCCAGUUAACCAAUCCUCCGCGUCGUGACACUGCCAUGCUUCCCGCCAGCGGUCAUUUGGUCCUCGCAUGGGUCACUGACAACCCAGGUGCUUGGCUUGUGCACUGCCACAUUGGAUGGCACACGGUGGGCGGCCUCGCGUUCCAAUUCGCCGAGCGCAUCAGUGAGAUUCCAUCUAUUUUGGAUGCAGAUAGCAUCGAGGGAACGUGUAGCAAUUGGAAUGCAUUUGCGGACGAGAAUGGCAUUGUGGUUGAUGACUCGGGUGUAUAAGCAUUGCAGAUGUUAACGUCUGGUUAUGUGGGGCCUCUGCCGCGAUUACGCUUACGGUCGAUGAGGCUGGAUGAGUAGGUUUGAGUCGGACAAAAGCAGUGUUGUUCUCCCGGAGCUCAGGUCAUGUGAUCGGCCUAUAGUGAGGCCGCCUUAGCUACCAAGAUCGUUUGUUUAAGACGUAUCUCAGUAUCUCUUUCA
This is a messenger RNA of Trematosphaeria pertusa, 2028 nucleotides long. RefSeq names its product multicopper oxidase. The coding region runs from base 112 to 1830 and encodes 572 amino acids. The record is from RefSeq and is a predicted model, not a curated record. The transcript has 3 exons. Gene Ontology annotation, molecular function: copper ion binding; oxidoreductase activity. NCBI's taxonomy places the organism in Eukaryota, Fungi, Ascomycota, Dothideomycetes, Pleosporales, Trematosphaeriaceae.